AUGCCGAACCAAAUUCGCGACAUUGCCUCUAUUGAUCAGGACACUUAUUCCUAUAUUUUCGAGCAAAACAUUACAGUGAAGCUUCGUAGUAAUACUGGACUUGUGCGUUUGAAUGUUUACCGACCCAAAGACGUUGGUAGGGUUCCAGUCAUCAUGACAUACGGGCCCUAUGGGAAAGACACCCCCUACGAGGAUUUUCUCGCACAUUCAUUCCACGACGUCAAUCCCAAGCAUAAGACUAUUCCAGAGCACUCAGCAUUCGAGACGCCGGACCCACAGUUUUGGACCAACGAAGGUUAUGCCGUCGUGCGCGCUGAUGAAGUUGGCAUUGGGCAAUCCCCUGGUGUGGCCGAUACAAUGUCAAAGUCCACCACCGAUGCCUUUUUCGAAGUGAUUGAAUGGGCCGCGGAUCAGCCAUGGUCUAAUGGCAAAGUCGGUCUUCUAGGCAUCAGCUACUUUGGUGGCAGCCAGUGGCGUGUCGCUGCACGACGUCCUCGGGGGCUUGCGUGUAUCAUUCCUUACGAAGGCAUGGCCGACUAUUAUCGCGACCGUUGUCGUCAUGGUGGUAUCCUGACUGCGCCGUUCCUCAAGUUCUGGUUCAACAGACAAGUCAAGUCCAACCAAUAUGGACUUCCAAACAGGUCCAAAAACCAGCGCGGCCCUGACACUAUUGAGGGUGAUCUGCCCGAAGAGGAGCUUGAGAACAACCGCCGGGAUCAGCUGAUCGACAACUCACAUAACUUCUUCCGCGACGAUGAAUACUAUGCUUCUCGCGACUACAACCUGGAGGAUAUUGAGGUCCCCUUACUCUCUGUUGGAAAUCUUGGCAACAUUGUCGUUCAUCUUCGUGGCAAUGUCGAGGGCUUCGUUCAAGCGGGCUCUCAGUACAAGUUCCUGCGCCUUGGCUCUGGCAGACAUGACCUGCCCUUCUACAACGAUGCCGAUGUUGAACUACAAAAGAGUUUCCUCAGCGCGUUCUGCAAGGACAAUGACUACGCAGGCUGGACUCAGGGCAAGAAGCCAGCAGUCGAGCUUGCGAUCCGUAAAACACCUUUCAAGCAUGACACUAUCGACGCAGCCUCCGGUCGCGCGUUCCAAUUCCGAUCCGAGGGCGAGUGGCCUUUGGCAAGGACCACUUACAAGAGGUACUUUCUGACACCUGAUCUCGAGUUCACGCCAGAUCAGCCUGUUACAGCGUUUCACAGGCGUCUAUCCUAUCCAGCUUUGACUGUACCUGACGACAACAUAUAUGUCCGUUUCAUGACUUCUGUCUACGAAUCAGACGUGGAAAUCACCGGCCACAUCGUUGCUCACCUCAAUGUGUCUGUCACGCCUGAACUGACUGGAGGCACGCCUAAGGAUAUUGAUAUCUUUGUCACCCUGCGUCACUGGGCUGCAGACGGUUCUGAAGUGUUCUACACAGGGUCCAUCGGUGACCCGGUACCCGUGAGCAAAGGCUGGCAACGUGUGAGCUUACGUAAGGUCAACAAAGAGCACCCAAACCAUCGGGAUUACAGACCAUGGCGUGACUACUUCUCUACGGACGUUCAACCCGUGAUUCCUGGCGAGAUAUACGGGCUAGAUGUUGAGAUCUGGCCCACUCAGAUCGUCUUGCAAAAGGGGGAGAGAUUAUCCUUUGAGGUCAGUGGAGGUGAUACCCAGGGUGUUGGGAUCUUUAGCCAUGAGUCAGCGGAGAGAUCACCCGAACGCUUCGGAGGCAUCAAUCACCUCCACUUCGGGCCGAAAUACAGCAACUAUGUCGUGCUUCCUAUCAUACCGUCCGAGAUAUCACCAUAG
Aureobasidium namibiae CBS 147.97 is the source of this 1797-nucleotide messenger RNA. RefSeq names its product alpha/beta-hydrolase. Gene Ontology annotation, molecular function: dipeptidyl-peptidase activity. Lineage: Eukaryota; Fungi; Ascomycota; Dothideomycetes; Dothideales; Saccotheciaceae. The record is from RefSeq and is a predicted model, not a curated record. The transcript is spliced from 3 exons. The coding region runs from base 1 to 1797 and encodes 598 amino acids.